AUGAGCAAGCACAAAUCAGAUUUCUUAUCACGCAUCAAGAGCGGGUUUCGCUCCUCCAAAGCGUCCCAAAUUGACGCCCCCGACUCGAGUCGUUCCAGCGGCAUGGCAGAACGCAGCCGGGGCUCGAGCCCGCACCCAAAGUCGAAAACAGAUGAUCAUGGAUUCCUGGAACUUGCAACUGGGUCUGAUCCCGACGUCGACAUCGUCGCCAUCCAUGGCUUGGACGGUCACAGAGAAAAGACAUGGACGGCAGGGACGAAUAGUACUAGGAUUUUGUGGCUUCGUGACCUCUUACCACUCGAUUUACCCAAGGCACGAGUGCUCACAUAUGGAUAUGAUGCGGAUACUCGCAGCCGGGAAUGCGUCUCAACGAAUACGAUAUACGGACAUGCCGAAAAGUUCAUUCAGGAGCUCUCAAGAGAACGCAAUGGUGCUCCUCGACGGCCGAUUCUCUUCGUAGCCCAUAGUCUUGGUGGUAUCAUUCUGAAGCAGGCACUUAUUAUCUGCCAUGCUCAUGGCUCAAACUCGAAAAGCCAUUACCAUGAUAUCCUCGUCUCGACUCAUGGCAUUCUCUUCUUUGGGACUCCCCACUCGGGCACAAACGGCGUCGCACUCUUGCAAAUCGUGAACCAACUUCUGUCAGUCUACAUGAAGACAACAGAUAUCAUCCUCCAGCAUCUCCAGGAAAACUCAUCAGAGCUAGAGAAUAUACAGAAACAGUAUCUGUUGGCUAGUGAGACGGUCAAUGCUGUCUGCUUUUACGAGGAGUAUGCGACUCCUAUCUUUGGAGGGCGACAAGAAUUGGCAAGAGGUCUCAAUAUAUUGUACCGCGGCAAGCAGCUACUCUUGCCGGCGAUCGGCAAGCGACUCAAGAGGGACUUCGCGCUGACCAUUGCCAGAUGGUCAAGUUCCUCAACAGGACUCAGGGCGACUAUCGACUGGAUGAAAGAAGCACCUAGCUCGAUAGAAAAGAAAUGGUCUCUAGAGGAUGCUGUUCGAGCUACUAAGCAAGGCGUGCCGACUUCGUCACCCAAAACCAACCUACCAAAGCCUCCCCCCGCCGUCUCGAGGAACUAUAUCGAGCGUCCAGAGAUCCAGUCGAGAAUGACCCAGUUGCUUCUUCCUAGUGGCGAGAAGCGUCAUCAGCCACGCUGUAUUCUACAUGGAAUAGGAGGAGCCGGCAAGACUCAGCUUGCGGCAAAUUGGAUCAGACAACACGGCAAAAGCUUUGAUCGGAUAAUCAUCGUCGACGCCACCAGCAAGGAACAGCUUGAGGCCGACUUACAACGCGCAAUCCGUGCAAUCGGUCCUGAAUACGCCAAUUCAACAUGGGAGGAUACUGUUGCCUAUCUCGAGGGCGUGGCAAGAGGGUGGUUGCUAUUCUUCGAUAAUGCGGACUCACCAAAGCUCGACCUUGACCCAUACAUCCCUAAUUCUCCCAAUGGAGCAACCUUGAUCACGACAAGAAACCAGGAGUGCACAGAGUACGCGCCAGAUGGCGCGAUUCACAUCGGUGGUCUAGCAGAAAGCGAGGCCGUCGACCUCCUUCACAAGGUUGCCAAUAUCACGCCUACGUCCAACGAAGCAUCUCUGGAGAUUGUGCGAGAGCUAGGUGCGCUAGCACUUGCAAUAACCCAAGCGGGCGCAUAUAUCUUCAAAACUCGUCAACUCAGCAGCUAUCUCGCCACUCUUCGAGAUCAUCGAGAUCGACUUAUGCGAGAACGUCCAGUUAAGGGCGCUAAAUACGCGUAUUCAACAUAUGCAGCGUUCGAUCUUUCGUUCCAUCAGCUGCCAAACAAGACACAGGACCUGCUGAAGAUUUGUGCAUAUUUCCACCAUACGGGCAUUCCAAAGGCUCUUUUCAAGGUUUCGACCAACUCAGGCUUUACUGCUCGCACGAUUCUAGAGAAUUAUCCUCCGCCGGAGGGUGACACGGCUAUUAUUUCCAACCUCGAGGAGAUUCUUGGAUCGACUUGGGAUGAGAUUUCGUUCCAGGACUUGAUUGAUGCCGCACAGCGAGCCUCUUUUAUCAAUACACUCACCGACGACUCUGGAAGUAUCUUCUACUCGAUUCAUCCACUCCUUCAGAGAUACAUCACGGAUUCUCUUGGAGAUACUGCAAAAAUCUUUAUAAGCAUGGCUAGUCAGCUUUUGCUUGGAGCUACACGGCACUCAAAUGAGAGCAAUGCCCAGUAUUGGCAACUGCUAUCACACAUUGAUGCCCUUCCUUGGUCAUUAAAGACAGCAAGUAUCGCACAUGCCCUGGCAUUCUACGAGAUCUACGAUUCACUGGGGAUCUGGAAGGCAUGCCAUAAACUAUUACAGUUUGCACUUCCCACAGUCAAGGAGAUGGAUGGUCACCAGUCUGAUUCAUUGUGGAUAAUGUUAGAAAUUGCCAAGGUAGCAAGACUAGAUGGUGGACUGCAGGAAGCUGAACAGCUGGGCCAAGAGGUACUUGAUAUGUAUAUUGAGCUACAUGGACGACGCCAUCCAGCCGCCGUCACAGCAAUGGGCGAACUUGCAACUACACUAUGGGCUUGUGGUCAGCUGGACGAGGCUGAGAAGCUGGAACGAGAGGUGCUUGAUAUGCGUAUUGAGCUACAUGGACAACGCCAUCCAGACACCGUCACGGCAAUGGCCAACCUUGCAGCUACGCUACGAGCUCAUGGUCAGCUGGACAAGGCUGAGAAGCUGGAACGAGAGGUGCUUGAUAUGCGUAUUGAGCUACAUGGACGACGGCAUCCAGACACCGUCAAGGCAAUGGGCAACCUUGCAGCUACACUAUGGGCUCGUGGUCAGCUGGACGAGGCUGAGAAGCUGGAACGAGAGGUGCUUGAUAUGCGUAUUGAGCUACAUGGACAACGCCAUCCAGACACCGUCACGGCAAUGGCCAACCUUGCAGCUACGCUACGAGCUCGUGGUCAGCUGGACAAGGCUGAGAAGCUGGAACGAGAGGUGCUUGAUAUGCGUAUUGAGCUACAUGGACGACGCCAUCCAGACACCGUCAAGGCAAUGGGCAACCUUGCAGCUACGCUAUGGGCUCGUGGUCAGCUGGACGAGGCUGAGAAGCUGGAACGAGAGGUGCUUGAUAUGCGUAUUGAGCUACAUGGACGACGCCAUCCAGACACCAUCAGGGCAAUGGGCAACCUUGCAGCUACGCUACGGGCUUGUGGUCAGCUGGACGAGGCUGAGAAGCUGGAACGAGAGGUGCUUGAUAUGCGUAUUGAGCUACAUGGACGACGCCAUCCAGACACCGUCAAGGCAAUGGGCAACCUUGCAGCUACGCUACAUGCUCGUGGUCAGCUGGACGAGGCUGAGAAGCUGGAACGAGAGGUGCUUGAUAUGCGUAUUGAGCUACAUGGACGACGCCAUCCAGACACCGUCAAGGCAAUGGGCAACCUUGCAGCUACGCUACAUGCUCGUGGUCAGCUGGACAAGGCUGAGAAGCUGAAACGAGAGGUGCUUGAUAUGCGUAUUGAGCUACAUGGACGACGGCAUCCAGACACCGUCAAGGCAAUGGGCAACCUUGCAGCUAUGCUACGAGCUCGUGGUCAGCUGGACGAGGCUGAGAGGCUGGAACGAGAGGUGCUUGAUAUGCGUAUUGAGCUACAUGGACGACGCCAUCCAGACACCCUGGACGAGGCUGAGAAGCUGGAACGAGAGGUGCUUGAUAUGCGUAUUGAGCUACAUGGACGACGCCAUCCAGACACCGUCAGGGCAAUGGCCAACCUUGCAGCUACGCUACAUGCUCGUGGUCAGCUGGACGAGGCUGAGAAGCUGGAACGAGAGGUGCUUGAUAUGCGUAUUGAGCUACAUGGACGACGCCAUCCAGACACCGUCAGGGCAAUGGGCGAACUUGCAGCUAUACUGUGGGCUCGUGGUCAGCUGGACGAGGCUGAGAAGCUGGAACGAGAGGUGCUUGAUAUGCGUAUUGAGCUACAUGGACGACGCCAUCCAGACACCAUUACGGCAAUGGGCAACCUUGCAUCUACGCUACGAGCUCGUGGAAAAUUAGAAGAGGCCGCCGCGUUGGAGAGAGAAAGCGCUUGA
Serendipita indica DSM 11827 is the source of this 4050-nucleotide messenger RNA. NCBI's taxonomy places the organism in Eukaryota, Fungi, Basidiomycota, Agaricomycetes, Sebacinales, Serendipitaceae. The record is from the annotation of a GenBank genome assembly.